This is a messenger RNA of Chara braunii, 4561 nucleotides long. The record is from the annotation of a GenBank genome assembly. NCBI's taxonomy places the organism in Eukaryota, Viridiplantae, Streptophyta, Charophyceae, Charales, Characeae.
GUUUGAAUUCUGCACAGCGCCGACCACAAAAAUCAGCCAAAAUAGAAACAGCCCUUUACUGACCUCGUACUUGGGCCAGGUGCUGGGUUUGACACCCAUCUGAGCCCAACGUAUUGUGUCAUUGUUUGGGACCUUUUUUUUUUGCAGCUGUCGGCUUCAGCAGAAAGGCAGUCUAAACUAGGCGGACUCCCCAUGCACUGCAGGUCCGGAAGAGGAAUGUUGGGAGAGGGAGGAGGAUGCACACCCACCACACGGAUGAAUAUAGCUGGUGCAACUGAAUGCUGAGGAGUAGCGAAGAGGAAGGGCCAGAUUCCUGCUUUCGUUGGUGUCGCAGAUUAGAUCUGGGCUAGAGUGACGAAGGAGAGGGGUCAGGUCAGGCGCCUGGUAUCGCGCUGUAAUCUGGGUCGCAGUAGGCGACUGACUACCGUCUUCCCACGAACACAACGCACCCUCAUUUUGGCUGUAUCAGGCCGGAAAUAUAGCUUGUAUACAUUCAUUUUUAGGGUGCGUUAUGGGGGGAAGACGGUAGUAGGAAGAGGGAAGAAGAAAGAAAAAAAAAAAAAGGAGGAGGAAGGGUCCGGUUUCCACGGCCCCCUUGUCACCGAUGAAAUUUACAUGAGAGUGGCGAAACAGCCAGCAGAAGGUUUGCUUUGUGCUAUCUGGCAAGGGCAGACAGACCUGGUGGGGGGCAGAGUGGCCAAAGGUCAGCCUCUGACACCAGCAACCUGUGUGUAGCAUAACUUGAGGAUGAGAAUCAAGGAGUGAUAGGGAAUAUCGAGGUUUUCGAGCGGGAGGUGGGUGCCAAGCAUGGGAGGUUCAACUGCAGAACCUGGGAUCCAGCUGCUGCCUAUCUUCCGAAGAAGUAGGGACGACAUUGUAGAGGAUUGGGCACGACAGAUUUCGUUUGUCGCACAGUUCGAUGUUCAUGCUGAAAAGCCAUGGAUUGUGUUUGUGACCGGUAUACGGCAAGUUCAGGUUUGGAACUACGAAGAUGGGACGCGAGUUGCAUCGUUUCAGGUGCCGUUCUGCAGUGUAGCUUAUUCUGCCAAGUUCGCGGCGCAGAAGGAUUGGAUACUGGUGGAGGCCGAGGACAGCAUCCUAGUGCUUGAAGUGCAUUCCUGGGUGUCGAAGCCGAAGGUGGGGCGUAUCAAAGAACUCAGGUCGCGGGGAAGUCACGUUUGUGAUAUGGCGGUGCAUCCAACGUUGCCGUACCUCCUGACAGGAUUUGACCAUGAGUAUGUGGAGCUUUGGAACUGGGACUAUGAAUGGACCCGGAUCACGUUCACGGGACACUCGGCCAAAGUAUGUAUGGUCGCGUUUCAUCCACGCGACGUGCGUCUGUUCGCGAGUGCGUCAGAUGACGGCAUUAUCAAGAUAUGGGAUAUUGGGAAAGCGACGGAGACGGAAGGUAGCGAUGUCCAGACGAUUCGCGGCUGCAGCGGACUCUGUGCAAUGCAAUUCUGCAGCAAAGAGGAGCAUCCGCUUCUGAUCACGGGGCUCGUCAAGGGUCAGGUACGGGUGUGGAAUUAUCGCACGGGACUCUGCGUGGCGAAAUUGGAACAACACAGCACCACCGUCCGCGCCGCAUUCUUCCACCCCGAGCUGCCGUUUAUCUUUACUGCAUCGGUGGACGGGGAAGUUAAAGUCUCCUCGGAAUCGGACUAUAAGGUAGUGACGACGUUUUCGAGCGGGUUGAAGAACAUCUGUAGCAUGGCUCCCUGCAGAAACUCAGAUAUGGUGGUGAUCGGAGGCGAGCGGUCAUUCCUUGUGCUAGAGCUGGCUAUACAAUUGAACGAGAACGAGGGAGGGAGGGAACUUCAAGGGCAACGGACACGUAGUAUACACGUGCAUGGCGAAGGACAGGAUCAGACGAAGCAGGCCGUUCAGGAAUCAGCGUCGCUGUCGCCGAAGAAAUCGACAGAGAACUUGGAAACCAAUUUCGACAGCCCGCCGCCGAACGUCAACUCGGAGAAGAGGAGUGACCCGUGGGCGGCAGCUGCAGCUGCCGCGGCAGCUGCAGAAUGCAAAAAACAGGAGAUCUCGCGGUCCGAUAGAAUAGAGCUGCUGAAAGCCAAGACAAGCAGUAUGAUGACAAAGAGGGCAGCGAUCAUGGAAAGAUCUGAAAAGUUCAAGCGUAAGAUCGAGGAAUUGGAAUGCAGACUAGGACAAGAAGUCAAACACCUAGAUGAGCUGAGAACAGAGCAUGAAAAGAAGGAGAGAUUUCAAAUAGAGAAAAUCCAGCAGCUGAAGGCGCACACGAGCAAUAUGGUGGCGCAGAGGGCAACACUGUUAGAGCGAUCCGAAAAAUUCAAGAGGAAGAUUGAGGAGUUGGAACGUAGACUGGAACAAGAGGUCCAUUCGCAACACAUGCCUCCGAACCUGUCCCCGCAGCCCGACCAUGAGGAACAGGAAGGAAGAGCGGAAGGCGACACGGUUCGGGAAGUGGACACAGAGAGUGCGACGCUGGCACAAUGUUCCGAAAACUCACCGAAGCUGGGGAUUGCAGGGACAACAGAGCAAUCGAAAGAAGAGGCUGGCGGAGACGAAGGAGAAAUCACAGAGAGAGAUUCGACACCGGCAGGGGGGGACGUCGCUUCAACGGGGCAAACCCAUCCGUUCAGGAAGUAUUCUGUGGAGGAACUCAUGGCUGCGACCGACUACUUUGCUGACAAGUACAAGUUUGCAGAAUGCGACCCUUACGGCUGUUUUUACAAGGGUAAGCUCGACGACCACACCCCGAUCAUUGUAAAGAAACUGAGAGGGAAUGGUGUGAUGACGAAUCGACCUCCACAACUCAAGCCGGAGGUCAUCGACAGGCUAAGAUCCUUCCAGCACCCCCAUUUGGUGAAGCUCGUGGGGGUCUGUUACGAAGCGCAUUGCCUGGUUUACGAGGGCAUGGCGAAUGAAAGCGUCAAAGACUGGAUCUCCUGUGGCACCAGUAGCCCAACGAAAGGGUGCUUGCCGUGGUAUACGCGCUUGCGGAUUAUGUCAGAGGUUGCUCGUGCGCUCAACUUCCUCCAUUGUAAUCGGACUGUGGGUGGUGCUUCCAUAAUUCACCGCGCGAUCACUCUCGAGAAUAUCCUCGUCGAUGACAACUUCGUCGCAAAGAUCGGUGCUGUUGACGAUGCUCUGCUUGUACCGAGGCUAGCAGGAGGAGGACAACCACAGGAAAUGCGCCUGUUUGUGGGCAUCAACUCGCAGUAUACGGCGCCGGAGCACCUGCGAUCGGGGGUGGUUGACGAGAAGACAGACAUCUACGCGUUGGGGAUCACGCUGCUAGAGAUGCUAACGGGAAAGUUCUGGAAUGCAUUGGGAAUAGUUGAAGGCGCGGUGGAAAAUGCGGAAGCCUUCAAGGACGUGUUAGACCCGAAUGGUGGGCAAUGGGACGUGGAGUUGGCGCAAGAAGUUGCUAGGCUGGGGUUAAGGUGCGCGAGCUUGGAGAGAGACAAUCGGCCUAAGAUGACAACGGGCGAAUGUCAAAUUCUUGCUGUGCUAGAGGGGGUUGCUCGUAAAGCAGACAUAUUAAGUGCACAGCAGGCAAAUGCUUCUACGGGUACGAGAGAUCAACAUACGAGUGUUGCGAAGAGGGCCCGGGUUGAUGUGCAGAGCACAUGAUCCUGCGGCGGUCUAGCUUUUAGGUGGCGGCCUGAAAUACCUUUGUUUGCCAGUCCUGUGCUACGGCACUGAACGGCAGUAGUUGUAGUAUCAGUAGCAACAGGAGGAGGAGGAGGAGGAGGAGAAGGAGGAGGAGUAGGAGUAGGAGGUGGAGGAGGAGUGUUCAGAAAGGUGUGAAUCGAGCACCGUCGUUUAGAUAUAUCUGCAGCUUGAACCGGAGGUCGCAACUCGGUUUUAGAGGAGUUGUCUUGCUGCGAUAAACGCCGUUACGGUACCCUUUUCUUUGCGCUCACCUUGUCCAUUAUUGACUGCUACGGGUACAUUUUUCGCGUCUCAGAAAAGGUGUUGAUAUUUCCUAGCGUUCGUUGAAUGCAGUCGUUGUCGCCUUUUACCAGGCGGAUGUGUGAAAAAAACACCUGAUGGAGGGUGCUUUACCUCUUGUACACAACCAUUGCACAGCCAUCAGGGGGGGGCGGCGCGACAAGCAGCACUUGCGACAAACAAUCAUCAGGUGUGUUCACGGCGCAUUUCAUCUUCGACUUGCUUUCCUUCCUCUGUUCUCACGGCACUUGAUUCUCUCACACACUCCAGAGGUCCAGUUUUGAUACCUCAGCCUUUUUGUUUUUCAGAUGUCACUUCUUUUUUGGGUUUCGCACGGUGGCUAUUUUUAGUACAAUGGAAAGGUGAGGAGGCCAGUUCUCUUUUCUUUUAUUUUUCUCAGAUCGCUUUUUUUCAAAUGUCACUUCUUUUUGGGGUUUCGCUUGGUGGCUGUUUUUGGUACAAUGGAUGACAGGUGAGCCCAGUUGUCUUUUCUUUUCUUCUUCUUCUUCUUUCUCUUUUUCUUUUCCUUUUUCUUCUUUUUCUUUUUCUUUUUCUUUUUCUUUUUCUUUUUCUUUUUCUUUUUCUUUUUUCUAUUUUUUCUUGAGAAUCAACGUCCGGUUUCACU